This is a messenger RNA of Drosophila biarmipes, 1563 nucleotides long. RefSeq lists its product as uncharacterized. NCBI's taxonomy places the organism in Eukaryota, Metazoa, Arthropoda, Insecta, Diptera, Drosophilidae. The coding region runs from base 379 to 1242 and encodes 287 amino acids. Gene Ontology annotation, molecular function: DNA binding. The transcript is spliced from 2 exons. The record is from RefSeq and is a predicted model, not a curated record.
UCAAACUACGAAGUACAGUUGUUCUACGUGCUAAAAAAGCAUUCUCGUAAACACGCUGUUUUUUAGUGCUAAAUCCCUGGCGUUUGUGCUUUGCCUUCCACUUGAAAGCAGACUUGCAAAGACAUAAGCAUCACAUAAGCAGCAUCAGACGAGUGAGACAGCGCAAAGGGGGCGAGAGUGGGGCCGAGCAAAGCAGCAGAAAAGCAGAAAGCAACAUGUUCAACGUCAGUUGGGGAGCAGCAGUUGUUCGGCGAGGUUAUCAUUCGUGCUUUCUCCCUUUUCUGCUUUUUGGCAAGGCAUACCGCUUCUAAUAUUCAUAGAGCAGGUUCUCUGAAGAAAGCAAGCAUUGCCGAAAAAGAUACAUUUUCGAGUCUAGCCAUGACCAAUCCGGUCCCACCCGGCAUGGUCGGGCUUCCCUAUCGGUUCUCCGACGAGCGUACCGUCAAGUUCGUCGAGCUUUACGGCCGGGAACCUUGUCUCUGGAACAAGCGACCUUACUUACGCCGCGCUAGAAACGCAGCCUAUCGGCGCAUUCAGGCGGGGAUCAACGCCGACAUUGAGCCCUACGAAACAUGCCUGACCAUCCAGGGCGUCAAGAUGAAGAUCAAGAACCUUCGCACUGGGUACCACCAGGAGCUGAAGAAGAUCCGAACCAUUUCGGGGUACCAGCCGAAGACGCCUUGGUUUGCCCCACUCCACGGAUUCCUGGCCGAGUUCUUGGACACGAAUGACUUCGAAGCAUCAACCACUCCGCAGCUGAAGCGUCUACAGAUUCGUCUCACCAGGCUGAAGCCCAUCAAGAUGCAGACUGAGAUCAAGCCGGAUCCAGAUGACUUGUCUGUCCCAGAGAUGCCAUCGAUUCCAACUCCGUCGUCCUUGUUCACUGUUCUUCCAGCACCCAUGCCCAUGGAUCAGCCACCCACCCCGCCGCCAUCGCUGCCCAAGAUCGCCGAGAUCAGUGCAGCUCCUCAUUCGGCCCCUGCCCAGAUGCCACUCCCCAUGUCGACGUCCUGCUCCCUUUCCGAAAAGAGUGAGGUCGCUGGACGGACCAAUGGAGGUGGCCUGGGAGUGGGAAUGCGAGGCGAGGACGAGUUCACCUUCUUCGGACUCAGCGUAGCUGCUCAGAUCCGGAACAUGCCACUGGCCAGUGCCAUGGUGAUGCAAUCCAAAAUCCAGUACAUGAUCUCCAUGGAGCGCCGCAAGAUAGGCGGUCACUCGUGCGAUGUGGAUAUCUUUAACUGAAAAGCAGCGAGGCAGAUCCUGUCUCAAGAUAUCUUUUGUUUUUCAUACUCAAAAAGGACAUUUCUUAGAACUUAUCUGUGAAUACGAUUCUCAGUUAUUUGUUAAAUAACUUGAAAGAAUAUCCUUAGUUUAAGAACUAACCAAGAUAGUUUUCUUUGGAAAACACUUUUGCUGUUAGCUUUUGCGUUAGACUCAAAACUGAAAAGAGACCUCAUCUCACUUAUAGGUAAGAAGUAUAUUAAUUAAGUAAUCAUAUCAUUCUUAACACUUAAAGUUGUACCACUGCAAUAAAAGUAAAACAGAAACAAUAACACUGAAUUG